UAUCCGGCACUUUGUUAGUGACGUUGGCAAAUCAUUGAAACGCUUCGAUUGCCGCCAGGGAAUCUUAUCAAUGGCCGGCCAAGUGGCCGUUGGCUCUGCGGAAAGAGGCUCUGCAAAGUCAGUCAGUGUCAACAUGUCGUCGUGGGUUGUAUCCACCACCGAGCUGUACGAUUGCGGUGCCAAUGGGCCAACAUCAUCCUCAGCCACAUCCUCGCAACACACCCGACUGAUCCUGCUGGUCUGGCAUAACCUGGCCGAGAAAUGCCAGAAAUUUGGUAGUUUCCUAAGACGCGAGACGAAUAAGCCGCUACCCAAAGAACUGAGACGAUCGUUACGUCUUAACAAAUCGGCCCGCCGGAAAGGCUAUCGGAGUUGCGAGAGCGAGGCAGAUAAACGGCUGAUGAAAGAGCGUUUAAACGAGCCCGUCAACAUAUCCAUACGCAUGGGACCAGCCUACGACUAUAGACCGUCGAACAUGUAAUGGAUCUGGAAAAGGAUAAUAGGAUAUCGCAAUUCGAAUUGUUAGCUCUGCUACUUACUUAGCCUAAGAUGUAAUGUUAUUGUUACUAACUGACUGUUGUAAACUGUUAUUAAAAGUUUAAUUUUUACAUAUUUUUACAUA
This is a messenger RNA of Drosophila takahashii, 622 nucleotides long. RefSeq lists its product as uncharacterized. The record is from RefSeq and is a predicted model, not a curated record. Lineage: Eukaryota; Metazoa; Arthropoda; Insecta; Diptera; Drosophilidae.